GAAACCGGCCGUCAGGCAGGGCAGGCAGCAUGUCGUCCUCCAAAGACGCCCCCUUGAGCCCUCGAUCCCAGCUGGCGCUGAGCUGCUUCGAGGAGCUCCUGGACUGUGCAGUGGCGGACGUGGCGUCGGAGUGCCACCGCAUCGCGCGCCUCGGCCUGGACCGCAGCGUCGACACCGAGGAAGAGGAGCUCUGCGUCUGGGCCGAGCGCGCAGCCGCCGCCGCCGCCGGAGACCUCCACCCUGGGUCCGGGUCCGGCGGGGGUGGCGAGGAGGGCGGCGGGAGCAAGGGCGGGGUUGACGUGUUUGGUCAGACGCACCCCGCCAUCGCCGCCGACGUCGUCGAGUGCAUGAACUGCGGCCGCCAUGUCGUCGCAGGCCGCUUCGCGCCGCACCUCGAGAAGUGCAUGGGCAAGCUAGCCAAGAGUCCAAGCCUUUGUGAGGUUUCCACGCCAUUUCAUUUCCGUCUAACAGAUGGCAGUCAGCUGUUAGGUAGUGCUGGAAAGGCAAAUCUACCUUUGAAGGUCAUAUGCCUAAAUUUGGCAUUGAUCGGGGGUUGCUGAGUCCAAGAUAUGAUCAGAUGGCGCCAUAUAAUUCUGCAACACGAUCAACUGAUGGAUUCAUGGUCAACUUUUUCUAUUGGCUGAUGGAGUUAGCACUAAAGAGAAAUGGCAUGGAAGGUAGAAGUAGGACGCAACAAAAUUUUUAUUUGGCAGAGGCUGGGCUACAUUUGUUGGUACAUUAGGGCUUAACAUUAGAAAGCAUGGCAUAUAAUAUAUGGGGUAUUUGCAAAUUUGCCACUGGUUUUUUAUUUUUUGCAAGAAUGCUACUCGAAUGAAGUUCUGGUGGUAUUUUUGCAGUUUUCUAGUAGCAAGUUUACAAUAACGGUUCAAAGUAGUGGCAAAUUUGCAAUUGCCCCAUAAUAUAUUGGAUGCUUUUUGAGAAAUAAUGUGGGUCGUUGACCCCACAACUAUUACAUAGAUCGACCGCUGUUUCAGGAAUUUGCUUAAAUUGUUUUAAUUUCUGCUCUCAGUUACAAUUAUGAUCAUUGUCCAAAGAUUUUAUUCAUCAAUCUGACCUUUGUGCACCUGAUUCAGUUUCCAGCAUUAUAAUUGACUCUUCACUAUUUAUUGGGCUGAUUAAAAGUUGAUUACGGACUUCUGUUUGAUUUUUGGUGCAAAUCUAGAUUAUGCUGAUAAUGACAUGACAAUAUCUAAAUGAAACCAUCUGUAUCUUAAAUCACAUUAAGAGGCUAAUUGAACUCAUAAUGUUGGAACGGGAUAACUCAGAUGCAUCAAGCAGUUGGUAUGAACCGGCUUUCAUUACACUUCAUAUCUGAAUUUGCAUUCUUCAUACCAUGCCGAACUGUCUAAUAUGAAUUAUUAUGGUAAGUUUUUUUUUUUUUUUUUUUUUUCCUGUUGGGACCGGAUGAAAACAUAACAGAAUCCUCUAGUAUGCUUCAGCCAAAAACAAAAAGGCCUUAAAAGAAAUCCAUAAGAACAUCCGUAGUUCCAUACAGAAUUGGAGAUCAUCAUCAUCUCAAGAAAAGGAAAAAGUCCAUUUUACAACCCUCAACUAUGAGCUCAGUCUGGUUUUCAACCCUCGACCAUGAAACCAUUCACUUUUCAACCCUCAAAUGUUAAAGCUGUUCACUUCAACCUUGGCUCAAAUUUAGAGUGGUUUUGGGUGACAUGGCCUGAUGCUGGAUCGUUUCCUUUUCUUUAUUUUUAAGGAUUAAUUUUGUGAAGCUCUUUAUCUCAAUUCAGUACCAGUGGCUGGGAUAGUUUCCUUUUCUUUUUGCUUUUGGGACCUAUCUGGACCUUGAGGCUUUCUAGUUCUUGAUUUAAUCUAGUUUGCUAGUUGGACGUUCGAGAAAAAAAGUUUGCUAGUUGGAGAUAGCUUCAUGAAGAUGUAGUAGCAUUCUCGUCAUGUUUAUAUUUUAUUGUUUUUCUAUGAUGAUGAUGUGUUUGCUCCACCUAUUUCUUGGUUGGAACUAAUAUUUCUAGCAUGAAGAAAGUUAAUUUCUAUACUAGCUCUUUAGGGAAAAUAGGUAAUAUGCUGCAGCAAUGUAUUGUGAUUUGUGCAUGCAUUUGAUUCACUCACGUCUAG
Messenger RNA from Phragmites australis (common reed), 2106 nucleotides. Its product is annotated as SAGA-associated factor 11-like. The record is from RefSeq and is a predicted model, not a curated record. NCBI's taxonomy places the organism in Eukaryota, Viridiplantae, Streptophyta, Magnoliopsida, Poales, Poaceae. Gene Ontology annotation, cellular component: SAGA-type complex; DUBm complex. Bases 30 to 560 code for a protein of 176 amino acids. The transcript is spliced from 3 exons.